AUGAACUUUAGACAUCAGUUUGUCAGCUGUGCUGAGGAUGGCUUGGAGGAUCGAGGGAGGCUGAUCAGAAAGCUACUGGAGCAGCAGCAGAAAAGAGAGCAAGAGCUGGUCAUUCCUAGUGGGCUCCAACACCUAAGGGACAAAGAUGGAGACUUUGUUAGCAGCUCAUCUCUACCCCCAACCAACAAGGCAGAGCUCUCUAAGAGCAAGGCCCUGGUGAAGACUGUCACAGGAUCUCUUAGGCCACUUGCCCUCACCCUGACGCUCCUCAUGGCCACGGCUGCUCUCCCUAUCCCAGAGUCCUUGGGGGACGGAUUUCCAGGGGUUGAUGUCCCAAGUAAAUCACCAUCCAGCAAUCCUGACCUUGACACAAAUGUGAACUUUGCAAGGCAGCUUCGGUGGACAGCUUAUGACCUGAAAGAGCAGAUGUGCCAGACCCAGAACUUGUGUGAUAAUAGCAAUGAGGCACUAGCUGAAAACAACCUGAACCUUCCCAACAUUACAGAACGAGAUGGAUGCUUCCCUUCUGGAUUCAAUGAGGAGGCAUGCUUGAUAAAGAUUGUCAGUGGUCUUCAGGAGUUUGACACAUAUCUUCAGUACAUGGAAAAUGAGAUGAAGGAUAAGAGGUUUCAAAUCCUAAAACUGAGUACAGCUCAGCUAGCCCACACUCUGAAGCUCUUGAUAAAAAAGGCAGACAUAGUGCCCACCCCCAACCCAACGGCCUCCAAAAACCUGCUUUCUGAACUGCAGUCCCUGAAAGCCUGGUCCAAGAACGUGUGUCUCCAUCUCAUCUUGUUGAACUACACCCGCUUCAUAGAGGGCACCAUUCGGGCCGUUCGCUUUCUGAACAACAGGAGUCUCGAUGCCUGAACGUUUUAGUUCAUGCCCGUUCCUUCCUUCAUUGAAAAAAAUCUGUCCAGUGGGCAGAUGGUCAUGUUGUUCUUUAUGAAGAACCAAAAAAGUAUGAGCAGUGAGGUACUGCUUUUAAUUAUUUUAAAUUAAUUUAUUUGUAUUUAAGUGAUAUUUAUUCCCCAUAAAGUAAUAUUAAUUUAUAUAUUUUAAAACACUUAAAAUAUUUUCUAUUUUGUUUAUAUAUUAUUCUAAUUAGGAGAGGAACUGCUGUUCUUGUUCCCUGGGCUCAGACCCAGGAGAUCCCUUUUAAAAGAUGAGUAGGCUUUACCUCCAGUGAUCUGCUAAUUAGAGGGCUGGCUUCAGAAAGCCUGGGUUCAAGUCUCUCCUCUGAUACACACUGACUGGGUGACCCUGGGCAAGUCAUUAAGUUCUCAAUGGCUCACAAAACUGUUUAAAACAAAUUAUAGAAAUAGUGGCGACCUGCACUGGUAAAAGGAAUUUCCUUAUGCUCAAACCAAUGAAAUCACAGGUCUAGUCUC
Dromiciops gliroides (monito del monte) is the source of this 1391-nucleotide messenger RNA. It is a transcript of the gene IL6, whose product is annotated as interleukin 6. Gene Ontology annotation, biological process: immune response; T-helper 17 cell lineage commitment; positive regulation of cell population proliferation. Lineage: Eukaryota; Metazoa; Chordata; Mammalia; Microbiotheria; Microbiotheriidae. Gene Ontology annotation, cellular component: extracellular region. The coding region runs from base 1 to 870 and encodes 289 amino acids. Gene Ontology annotation, molecular function: cytokine activity; growth factor activity; interleukin-6 receptor binding. The transcript is spliced from 6 exons. The record is from RefSeq and is a predicted model, not a curated record.